CAGGCAGCUGGCAGUGACUGGGGAACACAAGAAGAGGAUAACCAAGCUCAGCUCUAACAUCCAGGAAGAAAGACCCAAGAAAAGGAAGCAGAGGACGGAGUCCGGCUGGCAACUAGAGGGAAUGAUGGAGAAGCACAAGAGGGCAGACACAUGGUCCCAGAAAUGAGCAGCAGCAGCAGCAGCCACAAGGAUCAGCUGAUGAUGGAGGAAAGGCAAAGUCAGGAGAAGCCUGGCAGCCUCCAGGCCCAGGUGGGCGCGUUGAUUGGACCUGAGGGCGUGGCUGAAGCCACAGGUGCCAGCGGUGAGGAUGCCUUCCUGGGCACUGUGGACGCUGCUGCAGCCGUGCAACUGCUUGAAGAAGAAAACAAGAAAGCUACAGAAGUCCUGGAGGCAGCCAUUCUGCACUAUCACCAGCUGCAGCAGAAAUACCAGAGGAUGAAGAGGCAGCUAGAAGCUCUUAGCGGCAAGCAAGGGUCUCAGGAGAGAAGCCCCGAGGGGGCUGCUGGAGGGAAAAGCAGCUUGUUACCAAGGGAGAGUGAGGCUGGAAACUUGGUGAAACUCUGCUUACUUGAAUCUGAUUCCUGCAUGAGUUAA
Sarcophilus harrisii (Tasmanian devil) is the source of this 594-nucleotide messenger RNA. RefSeq names its product synaptonemal complex central element protein 1-like. Lineage: Eukaryota; Metazoa; Chordata; Mammalia; Dasyuromorphia; Dasyuridae. The transcript is spliced from 7 exons. The coding region runs from base 151 to 594 and encodes 147 amino acids. The record is from RefSeq and is a predicted model, not a curated record.